Eurytemora carolleeae is the source of this 2137-nucleotide messenger RNA. It is a transcript of the gene Irbp, whose product is annotated as X-ray repair cross-complementing protein 5. The record is from RefSeq and is a predicted model, not a curated record. Lineage: Eukaryota; Metazoa; Arthropoda; Copepoda; Calanoida; Temoridae. Gene Ontology annotation, biological process: cellular response to X-ray; cellular response to gamma radiation; telomere maintenance. Gene Ontology annotation, cellular component: Ku70:Ku80 complex; nucleus. The coding region runs from base 18 to 1868 and encodes 616 amino acids. The transcript is spliced from 9 exons. Gene Ontology annotation, molecular function: damaged DNA binding; double-stranded DNA binding; DNA helicase activity.
UUAGAGUUUUCAGAGCAAUGUACUCGUGGGAAACGGAAAUGGAGGAAGAGGAGGAGGAUUUGGUCGGAGGCAGAGACAGAGAGUUCGGAGGGAAAAAUGUUCUCAUCUUCCUAGUUGACGGAUCAGCAAGGAUGCAGGUUGAGGAUGAAGGAGAAACUUUACUUCAGAAAGCUCUUAAAGCUGCCAAUGCAACACUAAAGAGUAAGAUAUUCGGAUCCUCUAAAGAUAUAAUCGGAGUUGUUGGGUUCGGAACCACAAACAAGGUUCCGGAGAAAUUAGAUUUUCAACAUAUCAGUGAAUUGACAACUAUGGGUCCACCAAGCAGAGAUAGUAUCUUAGCUCUAGAAUCUCUACUUUCUGACUCCGGGACGGAGAAGUUUAAAACAGAGUUUGGUUCGGACGGAGACAUUAAACUCAACGAGGUUCUCUGGCACUGUCAAUCCUUGAUGUCUGAUGUCAAGGGUAAGGUUGGAUCGCGGAGAAUCCUUCUUCUAACCUGUAAUGAUGAUCCACAUAAUGGAGAUGAAACCUUAAACCAGCAGGCUAGGAGGAAGGCUGGGGACCUUCACUCAAACAAUAUAUUUCUCGAGGUGAUUCCUGUAACCAAACCAGGAGAUAACUUUAACAUGGAAAAGUUCUACUCAGAUAUCGUCAAACUGGCCGACGACGACUGGACGGGGACUGUGACCUCCCUGGAUAGACUGACAGAUAUCGUCCUCAAGAAAACCUUUGUUAAGAGGACGACCUCGCGGCUCAAGUUUAAUAUCGGAGGAGUUGAGAUUGGUGUUGCAACCUACAACAUGCUGGGUAGAGCCAGUAAACCCACCAAGAUAAAGCUUGCGUCUGACACUAACGAGGAGAUUAAAUCUGACAGAACCUGGAUCCAUCCGAGCAACGGAGCUCCACUCCUCCCCUCUGAUAUGGCAAAGUUCAUGAGCUACGGCGGAAAGAACAUCAAAAUGGCGGAGAAUGAGGUAUCACAAAUCAAAUCUUUCGGAGAAGAGGCGAAUUUUCUUAAACUUCUGGGAUUCCGUUCUGCCUCAACUCUCAAGUUUAGAAACCACGUCAAAAUUCCUCAGUUUCUCUACCCUUGUGAGAACCUAGUGAAAGGUUCUCGAUCUCUUUUCUCCUCCCUCCUAGUUCGCUGCCAUGAGAGGGAGAAGGUUGCCAUCUGCUCCUUUAAACAGAGAAGCUCUUCAGGACCCAGCUAUGCAGCUCUGGUUCUCAAGGUUGAGGAGAUGGAAACCCUGGGUUUCAUGUUAUUUAUUAUCUAUAUCUUAUCUAUGUCCCAGCUAUGCAGCUCUGUUUCUCAAGGACUCAGCUAUGCAGCUCUGGUUCUUCAGGUUGAGGAGAUGGAGGAAGGAGAACAGACUAAACCUCCAGGUAACUUAAUUUGUUUAUUUAGAACUGCCGUUGACGCAGCUAAGAGUGUGAUCAGUAAACUGAAAUUAAAGAAGUUUAUCCCAGUGGAGAAUGCCGGGAUCCAGUCCGUGUACAACAUGGUGGAAACCCACGCCCUUCACAAGGACACCCUUGUCAAGGUGGAGGACGAGACUCUACCAGAUAUGGAGAGGAUGAAGAGAAAGCUAGGAGAUCGGAGCCAGGAGUUCCUACAGGAGGUUUAUCAGGAGGGAUACGACCCGUCUGCCCCUGUGAAGAAAGCUGCAAAACCUCGGGCUCCCAAACAUGAGAAACCGGAUGUAAGCGCAGACCUGGAUAUGGAGUCCUUUGUGAAGUCAGGGAAGGUGAACAAGCUGACGGUGGACGUACUGAAGGGAUGGUUGAAGACCAGAGGAGUCCAUGUCUCCAACAAGAAGAAGGCUGAACUUGUUGACGCGGUUCUUGCACAAUUUAAGGAGAACUCGUGAAAUCUUUUUGCUUUUUCAAUUUUCUGUUUUCAGUUUUCCUAUUUUUUUCCAAAUCUUGUCCUUCUUAAGCUAACCAUAAUCCCAUCUCUUAAUCCUUGAUCCUCAAAACUGUAAUAAUCCUGAAACCUUCAUUUUUUAAUUUUUUUUUAUAUAAACGUUCAGUCGAUCCUAGAAGAACUAAAUAUUGGUGCAAAUUCUUCUUUCAUUCUUAGUUUUCGUUCUUAACCUCAAAUUUCCUUGUUAAUAAAAAAAUAUAGUAAACCGUUAAA